This is a messenger RNA of Gryllus bimaculatus (two-spotted cricket), 486 nucleotides long. The record is from the annotation of a GenBank genome assembly. Lineage: Eukaryota; Metazoa; Arthropoda; Insecta; Orthoptera; Gryllidae.
AUGAAGGGCGAAUGUGGAGUCGGGUCGCUGCGCGAGGUCACCGUCGUCGAAGCGGAAGCGGCGGCGCCAGGUGGGGGCGAGGGCGAGGACGAGGACGGCGCGGCGGACGGCGGACGGCGGACGGCGGACGGCGGACGAGCCGGCGGAAGUGACGCGCGGCCAAUGAAUAUUUCCAGUCCGACGGCUCGGCGCGCCCGCCCCGGCGCCUUCGGACGACGUGACAUCACUCAAAAGGGCUAUGAGAAGAAAAGGACCCGUCUCCUUGCACCCUACGCGCCCAAACAGGCUCAAGAAGAGGCUGUUAACAAUGCUGAGUGCAAGCCCUCUUGUGGUGAAAGGCUGUCUCUUGUGUUGCAGCUGCGCCCUCCGCCGGCCGGCAGCAGCCGCGGGCGCGCCGCACCCAGCGCCGCGUCACCCACAACGAGAAGCGCUACCACUCAGGUUACUCUAAGACCUGCGGAUAAAAGUGCACAAAAUAUUAAGUAA